Spodoptera litura is the source of this 1771-nucleotide messenger RNA. RefSeq lists its product as uncharacterized. Lineage: Eukaryota; Metazoa; Arthropoda; Insecta; Lepidoptera; Noctuidae. The record is from RefSeq and is a predicted model, not a curated record. Gene Ontology annotation, biological process: regulation of transcription by RNA polymerase II; cell differentiation. Gene Ontology annotation, cellular component: nucleus. Gene Ontology annotation, molecular function: RNA polymerase II cis-regulatory region sequence-specific DNA binding; DNA-binding transcription factor activity, RNA polymerase II-specific.
UUUGCGGUGAGGCGAGUCCGUACCGCGCGGUGAAGUGUAAACUCAUGUGUUCAAAUUGAAUUUUCAAAAUAAAAAUGGAGUCUAAAUUGAAAAAUUUUAAAGAAUCGUUAACGUUACAAGAUUGUGAGAAGCCGAAUUUGACGACGCCGUUUUCUAUAAACGACAUUUUGACCAAAGAGAACGAGGGAAAGUGUGAAUUUGAAAAUGGAAUGUUUUGUUCGGAUGGUUUCGGCGGGAAGAUGAACUUUUUGGGGAAAGCGGCCAGUUGUUUCGGCAAGGAGGAUGGAUACAUGAACAAAGAAGGUUUGGACAAAGGACUAAAGUACUACGACGAUUGCAACGGAUUCAGGGACUGUGCUGGUGAUGGUGCGCUGGACAUGUCGAGGAAGAACCAUUAUCCAAUCACGGAAUUAUCAGAUGAUUACGACUCCCGAUCCUCGACCACCGGCUCCCCGGUACGGAGAGCGAACUCCUCACCGAGCUCAGAUACAGCCUACAAACCAUUCAGCUUACACUACGACCAGCGUAAAUGUUCCACCCCGACAAACGACUCCAGAAUGAUCCAUUCACCGAAUUACCACAUCACAGAAUAUUCGCAAAAUGGUGGACGGAAAAAGAGAUCAAGAGCUGCCUUCUCCCACGCUCAAGUAUACGAGUUAGAGAGACGAUUCAGCCAACAGCGAUACCUCUCAGGACCUGAACGAGCAGACUUGGCAGUCAGUCUGAAGCUGACUGAGACCCAAGUCAAGAUCUGGUUCCAGAAUCGACGAUACAAGACGAAAAGAAAGCAGUUGCAGAUGCAAGAGAACGGCAUGCUCGCAGCCGCUGCUGCAGCCGCGAACCAUGCGAGAAAAGUGGCUGUAAAGGUACUCGUGAACAAUAACGGACAAUCCAGCAUACCUGACUUGAAGUCUUACCAAAAUCCUAUGCUAGGAAAGACGUUAAACCCACUCUUCACACCACCGAACCUUCUAGAAAGUUCUCCGAUUCUAAAGCAUUUUGCAGGAGUUUACGGCGUAGAUUUCGCGAAAAAUCCUCAAUACAAAGCUCUAUUACAAGAGUCCUACAACCAAGCGGUCUUACAAUCGUUAUAUGGUCCUCAUUUGGGAGUGAACUACCCGAAUCUGCCGCUACCCUACAUGUAUUACCCGGGUCAUUCAACAUUUGGAUUACCAGUACCUUGUGAUGUCGAAAGAAGUCAAGUUGAUCGACCAGACAGCAAAGAGUUCACCGAAGAAAAAGAUAACAAGGAAAAGACAGAAACCAAACCAAAACCUCAUAUUGAUUUAAAUGAGAACAGUAACGAAAGUAUGGCCAGUAAUAUUGAGAUUGAAAAUUAGGAACGUUCUUAGAAUAAUUUUAAUAAAGAGGUUAAUCGUUAGUUUGUAGAAAUUAAAAGUAGAAUUUUGAACGUUCUAUUUUUAAAAUUGCGCAAAGAGAAAUUGGACACGUAUUUCAAAUUAGAAUUUAGAACCAACAUCACAAACAUGCGUUAUUUUUCUAACGGAAAUAUCUGAAUUCAUUCGUGGAAUGAGUUAGUUUAUUUGGAAUAAGAAUGUACGAAUCAAUAAUAUUUUUAUCUGGCAAUAAAAACCAAAGAUGGAGGUAAUGGUAGCCAAAGCACGUAGUUAGUAGAAUUGUUACUGUUUAGUUAUAACUGUUGUAAAUAUUUUUAAGGUUGAAAUGUUUUAAUAGUUGAUUGUAUCGGCACGUUUGUAAAUAGUACAAAGGUAGGAUUUAAGGAAGCUUUUGAAGGUGCAAUAAAGAGAAU